This is a messenger RNA of Biomphalaria glabrata, 1476 nucleotides long. Its product is annotated as glutaredoxin-3-like. Bases 371 to 1381 code for a protein of 336 amino acids. The transcript has 12 exons. The record is from RefSeq and is a predicted model, not a curated record. NCBI's taxonomy places the organism in Eukaryota, Metazoa, Mollusca, Gastropoda, Planorbidae.
UUUUAGAUCUGAUACAAGAUUCUAGAUAUAGAGUCGAAACCUAAAAUUAGGAUUACAAAACAAAACUGAAAAAGAACUCGCCUGAAGUGAAACUCAAACUGAACUAAAAUAUACUGUUAUUACUAUUAUUAUUAGAUCUAGAUUAGAUCUAUCUAUUCUAGUAAAAUUCCCCAAAAUCUUGGUGGUUUUUGAGUUAAUUGAUGGAUACUAUGGAAUUAAAGAAAGAAAAGGCGGACAUUUUCAUAUUUCAGGAUUAAAUCUUAAUAACAUUGAGGAUCUAGAUCUAGAAUCUUACAAGUCAGCCCAAAGGAAAGGUUGGAAGGAUAAAAAAGGAGCUUGAAAGAAUAUAUAUUCAAGCUAUUCCUUAUCAAUGGCUGAUACAACAAAUAAUCUGUCAUCCAGCUCUGUAGAAUUAAUUAAAGAUCAAUCACGGUUUGAUAAAGUGUUACAAGAUGCUGGAAAUCACCUUGUGGUUGUUCACUUUGCUGCUUCCUGGGCUGAGCAGUGCCAACAAAUGGGAGAAGUUUUAAAUGAGCUGUCUAAAGAUCCAAAGUUUUCACAUGUUACUUUUAUAACUGUUGAUGCUGAAAGUUUAGCCGAAGUUUCGUACAAGUAUGAAAUAGUGGCAGCACCAACGUUCAUAUUUCUUAAGGCAGGCAAUAAAAUUGAUAGAUUGGAUGGAGCGAAUGCUGCUGAGCUGACAGCCAAAGUAACUAAACAUUCAUUAAUUUUAGUUGAAGAUUUGACUAAAUCAACUGCAAAGCAGGAUUUAAAUGAGAGAUUGAAACAAUUAAUCAACUCAGCUCCAGUUAUGCUGUUUAUGAAAGGAUCACCUGCUCUACCAAAGUGUGGCUUCAGUAGACAGAUAACACAAAUUCUAAAUGAACAAGGCAUAAAGUAUUCAACAUUUGAUAUUCUUGAAGAUGAUGAUGUUCGCCAAGGUCUCAAAUCAUUUUCAAACUGGCCAACAUAUCCACAGCUGUACAUUAAAGGUGAACUCAUUGGUGGAUUGGAUGUUGUGAAAGAGAUGGUUGAAUCCGGAGAGUUAAAAGAUUUAGCCCCUAAAGAAGAGGAUCUUAAUACCCGAUUAAAGAAACUUAUUAACCAAUCUCCUGUAGUGCUGUUCAUGAAAGGAUCACCUUCAACACCUCGCUGUGGAUUUAGUAAAACAAUUGUUGGGAUUCUUGAUGAAGUAGGAGUUCCUUACACAACAUUCGAUAUACUCAGUGAUGAUGAAGUAAGACAGGGGUUAAAAGUCUACUCCAACUGGCCCACAUAUCCUCAGGUUUAUGUUAAAGGAGAGCUGAUUGGUGGCUUGGAUGUAAUAAAGGAGAUGAAAGAAAGUGGAGAGUUGGAAAGUGUACUGAAGGAACAGGCCUGAAGACUUGGUUUACUGGUUUUUGUUUAGUUGGAAUUUUGUUCUUUUUUAAAAAAUGAAAAACAGACUUGAUGUCCUAAUAAAACUUAAUAAUCAGA